This is a messenger RNA of Closterium sp. NIES-65, 312 nucleotides long. The record is from the annotation of a GenBank genome assembly. NCBI's taxonomy places the organism in Eukaryota, Viridiplantae, Streptophyta, Zygnematophyceae, Desmidiales, Closteriaceae.
AUGGUGCAUUGGCCAGGUCGGGCGCGGGUGGAGCUGGAGGGGGCGGUGGCGGUGGCGGUGGAGGCGGCGGAGGGAGUGGGGGUGGCGGCGGGAGUAGUGGCGGGGGUGGUGGUGGUGGUGGCAGCAGCGGCGGAGACGGUGGUGGUGGUGGCAGCGGUGGUGGAGGUGGCAGCGGCGGAGGUGGAGGCGGCGGAGGUGGAGGCGGUGGAGGCGGCAGCGGAGGAGGCGGUGGUGGUGGAGGGGGCGGAGCUGGUCGGGGUGGUAGCUGCGUCAGGUCAGGUGCUUGCUGCUGCGUCCCGGACCUUCCUGUAG